Messenger RNA from Protopolystoma xenopodis, 681 nucleotides. Lineage: Eukaryota; Metazoa; Platyhelminthes; Monogenea; Polystomatidea; Polystomatidae. The record is from the annotation of a GenBank genome assembly.
UUUAAGCCCUUGCUGAGCAUCUAUGAGUCCCUUGAAAUUUUACUUAGUUAUGUUUCAUCAAUGGGGAAUUAUCUCUCUUGGCUUUGCUACUUUUUUCAGCCAUUCACACCAGUUCCAGUUUCUUGUUCCGCACAUGCAAAUAUUGGCGAACUCUCUCGUCUUCUUGGCCUUCUUCCGCCUCCCGCCAUUCGAUCAGACCAUCUUGAUCACAAGGCUAAUCUGUCUACCGACUCUUCAUUGCCGACUUGGUUGGGGGGAGGGAAUUCGAUGUCCCGUCGUCUUCAUUCCACUACAGGGCCUUCUACAUUUGGACGCCCAAUUUCCCAAAUGGCCGUCGGCAAUACUUCUAGUGGCACUGGAGGAGGCGGAGGAGAAACAGACAUUAUUGUGCCAGAUAAAUGGUCUCAGAUAGCAUCCAAAGUCUCAAUACCGCCAACUGAUCAGUUUAACCGGCCUGUCUCAUUGGAGCGCGCUAUAGAGCCAACUGCAUCAUCUAGAGGCAUUACUCGGAGCGCCUCAUCCGUUAACCGCAGAACGCAAAUGCAGAGUCCAUACAAGUUCAACUACUCAUUUGUGUGCCUUCUGCCUCAACUAUGGAAAGGUUAUCCAGGCGGUCAUGAUGCCUUAGACUUUGAUUUCCCGCCUGUCAUCUGGACUAAAUUUGCUUGUCAAUCUCGAUAA